Messenger RNA from Perognathus longimembris pacificus (Pacific pocket mouse), 1387 nucleotides. It is a transcript of the gene Saxo4, whose product is annotated as protein phosphatase 1 regulatory subunit 32. The transcript has 13 exons. The record is from RefSeq and is a predicted model, not a curated record. Bases 1 to 1254 code for a protein of 417 amino acids. Gene Ontology annotation, molecular function: phosphatase binding. Lineage: Eukaryota; Metazoa; Chordata; Mammalia; Rodentia; Heteromyidae.
AUGAUGGGGAAACUUCCCAUGGGCGUUGUCUCCCCUUCUGUGAAGAUGAGCUCAGGGGGCUGCUCCGACCCCCUGAAGUUUUACGCCACCAGCUACAGCACAGCCUACGGACGAGAUGAGUUCAAGCCCCGAAUGGGCAGCCACGAGGGCACAGGCUACCAAUCAAACUACCGUCCCCUGGUCACCUACCAGCCCAACAUGGAUACGGUGGACAAUCCGGCCAUGAGAGAACAGGUCCGAGACAGUUUGCAGACAGUGGCCAGCAAGAGCUACUGCCCCAUGGAGCUGCCCGAUGGCAAGGACCCCCUGCCCUGGAGCAUGCACCAGACCCCCUCGGGCUACGGGCGGGAGAGGCUCCACACGGGGGCCGUCACCAAGGAGGUCAGGAAGGUUCAUUUCGACACGCAGGACCACGGACCCAAGACCAUCACGGGGCUGGAGCCCAAGGAGGUGCCCCUGCUCCACCAGCAUUUGGAUAAGGGCUCCCUGGAGUUGGAGAACCUGCGCUACGGCCCACGGUUCAUGACCUCUGAGUACAACUCCAAGUACCUCAAAGAUGUUCCCCGCCAGCCAGAUAUCUUGCACAAAAUGUCUAUCGGCCCCAAGGGGGAGACCGGCUUCACCGAAGAGUCCACCACGAAUCCGAUUGUCUUCCAGCCACCGUCCCAGGUCCCCCCCGGAGACCCGAUCCUCCUCCCCAGCCGGAGUGUCACCAAGUCCGACUUCAUGCCAAUGGCUCACCCCCAAGGAAGUGACUUCCUCCCCAUGCUGGCCAGAGGCUCUGAGCGGGAGACAGGCUACAGCCGAGUGAAUGAGAGGACCCUGAACCCCAGAGUACCCCCACCGAGCCUAGAACCCAGCAGCCGGCAGUACCAGUCACCCCAGCGAGUACAACAGUCAAACGUCGCCAUGCUUGGCAGGGACAAUGUGGGGAGAAAGGAGCUCUCGGGGUUCACACUUAACAACCCCACCUACUUCCGGAGCUCCUGUGACCCCAACAGGGAUCAGCAUUACCUGACCACCUAUAACCAAGGGUACGUGGACAACACCCCCAAAGGUCGAGACUGGGAAAGCUGGACUCGGGGCGGCCCCCAGCCCCAGGUGGCAGGAAGCUAUCCCCUCCACAUGGAGGCCACCCCAAGCUCUGCAGAGUGCCAACGGCGCCUGAACCCCCACAUGACAAGAACUAUGACCUCAGCUGACCCCUUUUCCCGAGACCCACCGCAGGGCAGCUACCACCUGCCCUCCAGCUGAGCCUGAGCCCUGGCUGACCUUGCUUUCCUCCUUUCUCCCCAGUGACAGGAGCUGAGCUCUGCUCCCCACUCCCCCAACCCCACGGAGAGCCCCUCAGCUACUUUCCUAAGGAAAUAAAGAGCAUAGCCGCAAA